This is a messenger RNA of Miscanthus lutarioriparius, 1956 nucleotides long. The record is from the annotation of a GenBank genome assembly. Lineage: Eukaryota; Viridiplantae; Streptophyta; Magnoliopsida; Poales; Poaceae.
AUGGCAGCUAUCACUGCUCUCUUCCCUACAUCUGCUGGAUCUGGCAGGCAAGUGUUUGGUAUCGAUCUGUCAAGCAACUCUCUAUCCGGUGACAUUCCUUCAGAGCUGACAAAACUUGAAGGUCUACGGUUCCUAAACAUGUCAAGAAAUCGUUUCUCCGGCGGUAUCCCGGAAGACAUUGGCGAUUUCAAGAGUUUGGAGUCUCUUGAUUUAUCUUGGAAUGAACUCUCCGGCUCCAUCCCUCCAAGCAUCUCGCAGCUCAUGUCUCUUGAUUCGCUCAAUCUGUCCAACAACCAUCUAUCAGUUCAAUUUGGGGAUUCCGUCAUUCCAAUCCCGGAGUCGCAAUUUGUGGCGUGCGCCGCCGAUCUGGAUCCUGCCUUCCUUUCCACCCACGAGCACUACACCCGUCUUCAACGCACCCGUGGUGUCAUGGGUCCCGACAAGAAGGCGCUGCUGGCCGAGCUCGAUAAGCGCUUUGCCACCCAGGAGAAGCGAUUCGAUGGCCUAGAGCGGAAGCUCGAUUCUACCACAGCGUCGUCUUCCACCCGUCUGGAUGCCUUGGAGUCUGCAGCCAAGGUGUUCGACGAAUGGCGCCCAGGGGUCGACGGCGUCAUCGACGACCUUCGCAUCGAGGUCAACAAGCUCGCAACAUUGAAGCUUGAAGUGGGGAAGAUCUCCAAGUACAUGGAACGCUCGAUGGUGGACGGCCCGUCAGUGACUCCCGGGGUGUUCGCGACCGCGCCCGCCACCAAGUCCGCGUCGGCUCCCAUGUCGCCAUGCGCGUCGAUCCACGACGCCAAGCCUGUCAUCACUCCGAACUUCAAGUCCGCUGGCUUCGGCGGCUUUCAGGCUGCCCCGUGCCCAUCUGCGGGAUCUGCAGCCCCUCGGCCCAACAGGCACCGCGUCGAAAUCGUGAACCGGGAAGGUGCAUUCGGAGUGGUUACCACUUUGAUUCCACCUCCCGGCAAGGGUACGUUUCCUUGCCAUCCUCUUUCCCCGCAUCCGUUACCAAGUCCUCCUCCACGCCCACCACCACCACGUCCACCACAGCCACACCCAGGAGGUUAUUACGAGUCCAGCUAUCAAGGGGUUCUGGGGGCGGCCUUACCGGCAAGCUUCCCAAGUUUGAUUUCCCUAGGUUUGAGGGGGAUCAUCCUAAGUUGUGGAUCAAGCAAGCCGUUCACUACUUUGAACUCUAUUGUGUUGAGUCCGUGGUUUGGGUGCAGGCUGCCACUAUGCACUUUCAUGGAAGAGGCGCUGGGACUCAACAAGCGGCCUACUCGGCGUUUUGAUACAUCACCUGCUUAUAAGCCGGCAUGGCCUAGUGCCAUGGCUCUGCCUCCACCGCCACCGAAGCUUGCUGAUGGUGAGAGUAAGCGGCUGCCCAAUGCUCUUCAUACCUCGGUUGAAGACAAGUUCAAAGCCUUACGGGCCUCUCGCCGCGCCCAGGAUCUGUGCAUCCGGUGUGGCGCAAAAUGGAGCCGUGAACACAAAUGUUCAGAAAUGGUGCAGUUACACUUGGUGCAGGAAUUGAUGGAUAUAUUUCCGAAGUCCGAUGCAGCCGAGUGUUCUGAUGAUUCAUCGCCUGAAACUCAAAUUAUGAUGCAUCUCUCGGUGGCUGCGGCAGUGGGCUCAGCUUCCCCUAAGACAUUUAGCCUGUCUGGAGAUAUCCAAGGUCAUCCUCUGUCUAUAUUGGUGGAUUCCAGUUCCUCUCAUACUUUCUUGAAUUCUGCAUUGGCUCAGUCGCUCUCGGGUAUCAAGGAACUUCAGUCCCCAGUUCAAGUACAAGUGGCUAAUGGUGCCAUAUUACAAUGCACAUCAUUUUUGCCCGGUGCUCGUUGGUUUGUGCAGGGGUGUUCCUUUUCAACUGAUCUCAAGUUGUUGCGUCUCUCAUCAUAUGAUAUGAUCCUUGGUCUAGAUUGGCUGGCAAGGUUUAGCUUGAUGCAAGUACACUGA